Molecule: messenger RNA, 1305 nt
Organism: Guillardia theta CCMP2712
Lineage: Eukaryota; Cryptophyceae; Pyrenomonadales; Geminigeraceae
Exons: 3
Coding region: 1-1305 (434 amino acids)
Molecular function (GO): dioxygenase activity
Source: RefSeq, a predicted model, not a curated record
AUGGAGAAACUUAUCUCGCCGCAGAGAAGAAUGAUACUGAAAGCUAUCUUGGUUCUCACAAUCUUUCAGUGCUGCUCGGCAUUCCUAAGAACACCCCUCGAUGUGAUGUCACGCAGAUUUCUGAAUCAGCGAACAUGCGGGCAUCAGGGCAAGCUCGUGAUGACAGCUGUAAGAACAGAAGAAAGUGUUGUAGAAGCAACGAGGAGAACUGUUGCCUCGACCAUCCGUGACGACCUGAAAGAUCUAGAUCAGCGACUGUAUGCUGCGCCUUUCGCCUACGGCUCGAAGGUUCCAACACAUGCUGAUUGCAUCAACCUGUUGGAUUUGGAGUUAGAGGACGGAGCAGGGCCCCACUCGAGGAGGCUGUGCGAUAUACUGGUGAGAGAUCAUUACGCAAUCAUCAAGCUGCCCAGGAGCAGCUCCUCGUCCCUCGAUCAGAUGUGGGAGACGGCGGACAAAUUCUUUGGGAUGGAUCAAAAGGAGAAAGCGCUGGCAGGCGGGAAAAUGAGCAAGGCAGCGAACAACGUGGGUGUCAUUGGAUGGGGGCAAAUGAGCGAUGGAAACGAAUUCUUGGAGAUGAGGCUAACUGCUAACGGUCAAAUCUUUCCGCCCUCACUGGAUGAUUUCAUCCCCGACUUCACCAGCUCGACGAGGAGGGCGAGGGAGCUGUUGAUGAGAGCUUCCAAGGCUGUCGUGGUUGCCGCAGAGAGGAAAGUGGGUCUUAGGAGAGGAGGCCUGUCGAACCUGCUGGACGAUGGCAGGAUGCAUGCAGAUGGCAGUUUGUCUUCAACUCAGCAUCGGUUCUGCUUCUACAAAUCCUCUUCUCAGGUGGCGUUUGAAGCACACACGGACACAACUUUCGUUACGGUGAUUCCAUGCUCCAAGAUCCCAGGGCUAGAAGUCUUGUCUCCAGAGGAGGGAUGGAUUCAGCCCGAGAGCAGUAGCGGUGUGGAUCAAACCUGUUCAGUGAUCGUAAUGCCGGGCGAAAUGCUGCAAGUUCUGACCGGAGGACAGUUUCAAGCUGCCAUACAUCGGGUGACCCGCAGCAGCAGCAGUGAGGGUGGAAGCUCAGCUCAAGACAGAGUCAGCGCACCGCUCCUGGAGCAGAUCGACAACAAAUCAAUCUUGCUCGAGGCAGAUACUCCGGGUACGAGGAGCGAGGAGGUCUACGGAGGAGGAGGAGAAUAUCUUCGACGAAAAUUGAAGAGCCUGACGGGAACGAGCCUCUUCGACUUGCACAGUGUUCUCGUACAACCUCCACAGUUUGCACCAUCGAACCGACAGGAGGAGCGGGGGAAUGCUUGA